This is a messenger RNA of Anarrhichthys ocellatus (wolf-eel), 1966 nucleotides long. RefSeq names its product ryanodine receptor 2-like. Gene Ontology annotation, biological process: striated muscle contraction; release of sequestered calcium ion into cytosol by sarcoplasmic reticulum. Gene Ontology annotation, molecular function: ryanodine-sensitive calcium-release channel activity. Gene Ontology annotation, cellular component: Z disc; sarcoplasmic reticulum membrane; smooth endoplasmic reticulum. The record is from RefSeq and is a predicted model, not a curated record. The transcript has 10 exons. Bases 87 to 1535 code for a protein of 482 amino acids. Lineage: Eukaryota; Metazoa; Chordata; Actinopteri; Perciformes; Anarhichadidae.
CCCAUAACCAUCAUAUCAAACAUCAAAAAUGCUUAACAGCAUUCCAACAAUGAGAAGACAAUAUCGCUGCAUGGCAUUUGUCUGACAUGAAGCAUGUGUUUUCUUUGCAGGAAAUCACCUUCCCUAAGAUGGUGGCCAACUGUUGUCGUUUUCUCUGUUACUUCUGCCGAAUCAGCCGCCAGAACCAGAAAGCCAUGUUUGACCAUCUCAGCUACCUGCUGGAGAACAGCAGUGUUGGGCUUGCAUCUCCUUCCAUGCGAGGAUCUACUCCUCUGGAUGUGGCUGCAGCAUCCGUCAUGGAUAAUAAUGAGUUGGCCCUGGCUUUAAGAGAGCCAGACCUGGAGAAGGUGGUGCAGUACCUGGCUGGCUGUGGGCUGCAGAGCUGUGUGAUGCUGGUGCGUAAUGGAUACCCGGACAUUGGCUGGAACCCUGUGGAGGGGGAGCGCUACCUCGACUUCCUGCGCUUUGCUGUCUUCUGUAAUGGUGAAAGUGUGGAGGAGAAUGCCAAUGUCGUGGUGAGGCUUCUGAUCCGCCGACCGGAAUGUUUUGGCCCGGCCCUUCGCGGUGAAGGUGGCGAUGGGUUGUUGGCGGCGAUGGAGGAAGCCAUUAGGAUCUCUCAGGAUCUCUCCAGAGAUGGUCCCUCUCCAACGUCUGAGAGCAGCAAAACACUUGACAUGCUGGAAGAAGACGAAGAUGAUACCAUCCACAUGGGGAACGCCAUCAUGACCUUCUAUGCUGCUCUCAUUGACCUGCUGGGCCGCUGUGCUCCAGAGAUGCAUUUAAUCCAUGCUGGUAAAGGUGAAGCGAUCCGUAUCAGAGCAAUUCUGAGGUCCCUGAUUCCUAUUGAAGACCUGGUGGGAGUUAUCAGCAUUCCAUUCUCCAUGCCCAACCUGGCUAAAGACGGGUUGGUGGUGGAGCCGGACAUGUCGGCUGGAUUCUGUCCGGACCAUAAAGCAGCCAUGGUCCUGUUCCUGGACAGGGUCUACGGUAUAGAAGACCAAACCUUCCUGCUGCACCUGCUGGAAGUCGGCUUCUUACCGGACCUGAGAGCCGCUGCCUCUCUGGACACUGUUGCCCUCAGUGCCACAGACAUGGCCCUUGCCCUCAACAGGUAUCUGUGUACUGCUGUGUUGCCUCUCCUGACUAAAUGUGCUCCACUGUUUGCGGGGACGGAGCCCUUUGCCUCGCUGAUCGACUCCCUCCUCCACACGGUCUACCGCCUGUCCAAAGGCUGCUGCCUCACCAAGGCCCAGAGGGACGCCAUAGAGGAGUGUCUGCUGGCUGUUUGUGGUAAGCUGAGGCCUUCAAUGAUGCAGCAUCUGCUGAGGAGGCUGGUGUUCGACGUCCCUCUGCUGAAUGAACACACCAAGAUGCCUCUGAAGCUGUUGACCAAUCACUAUGAGCGCUGUUGGAAGUAUUACUGCCUGGCUGGAGGCUGGGGCAGCUUCGGAGCUACAUCAGAUGAAGAGCUUCACCUCUCCAGGAAACUGUUCUGGGGAAUAUUUGACGCUCUGUCACGCAAGGUAAGGCUCUAGUUUAGGCCUAUUUGUUAAAUAAGAACAUUAAUGGAAAAUUAAAUGAAUUGGACGAUAUGUCAAAAAAGUUAAGGUGUAAGGGGUACUUCUGAUUUGUGUUGCACUCACAUGGGACAGAUUUAUGAAAGAAGUAGAACAGUGCACUCAAUAGACUGCAUGUCUCCGCCAAGUUGUAUUGAAUGAAUACAAACCACAAUUGGCCCACGAGCAUAUCUGAAGCACUUUUCCACUCACACGUCUCACACAACAGUCAGUGAAACAUGUUUUUCAAAAAGUAUGAAGCACUGCAACCUUGAAAGGUAUUUGGGCAUACAGUCAUAAAUGAGCACAAAAACUAUUAGGCUGAUGGGUCCAGUAGUAUUUGAGAUUAGCUGAGGACAGACGGGAUGCGCGCGCACGCACACGCACACACACACACACACACACACACA